ACAUAAUUGACAGUUCUUUGUUGACACGUGCAGACAUAACCUAAUUUUUUAUCAUUAUUUAACUUUUCCCAACUUCGGGAGACUAUAAAAGCAUCAAUUUUGUUGGAAAGGGUUUCUGUGAAUAUUUUUGCAAAUAUUGAUAACACAGAAAAUGCCAAAGACACGGAAAUUUAUCGAUAAAAAGAAGGCGAUUACCUUCCAACUGGUCCACAGAAGCCAGCAGGACCCCCUAAUAGCGGACGAGAACGCUCCUCAGAGAGUCCUCGUCCCAAUACAUGAGAAAGAAAAACGCUUGGAGGAGCAACAUAAAUAUGGAAUUUACUACAACGACGACUGCAACUAUUUGGAACACUUGAAAGACUCCAAAGACAAUCAAGUAGAAUGGCCCGACCAUGUGGAAAAGUCUCUCAAAGAGAGAAGGGUCAAGCUGGACUUGCCUGCCACAGUUUUUGCCUCAAAACAUGAGGAAAAAGAGGGAAUGUUGAGCAAGGCCGCUCCAGUUUCAGGGCCUCAACUUCAAUUGGACCCUGAUUUGGUUGCGGCAAUGGACGAAGAUUUUGAUUACUCAGAUCCUGAGAAUCAGUUGGAGGAUAAUUUUAUUGAGUUAGCUGAAGGUGUUGCUUCUGAUCAAGAAUUUGAUGAUGAGUUUGAAGUGGAAUCUGAUUUGGGCAGUGAAGAGAGAGAUGAAGUUGGAUCUUUACCAGACUCUCAACUCUCUUUCAACGAAGAAGAAACAAAGUCAAGAUUUACAAGUUAUUCCAUGACUAGUUCUGUUAUAAGGAGGAACGAGCAGCUCACUUUGCUCGAUGAUAGAUUUGAACAGAUGUAUGCUGAUUAUGACGACAACGAAAUUGGGGCUUUGGACUGCGAAGAGAUAGAAGGGCAUGUACCUGAAAGCUCUGACAUACUCCUACAAUAUGCCCAAGAAUUUGAAAAGAGCCAACAAAAUGAAAAAUUAGAUAAGGAAGUUAUAAAGGCGAAAAUUGAUGAAAGCUUAACUAAAGACUCUAAAAGUGAGGAGGAGAUGGUGUACAUGGAAGUACCGCAGAAGGAAAAAUGGGAUUGUGAGUCUAUCCUGAGCACCUACUCCAAUAUUUACAACCACCCAAAACUGAUCAAGGAACCAGCUAAGGAAAAAAUUCAAAUCAGUAAGAAAACCGGCAUUCCGAUGAACAUUUUGGGUUCGAAUAAAUUGACUCAAAAGGCUUUAGAUAAGCUGAAUCUAGAGAACGAAUUUAUUGAAAGUAGGGGCCCAAAAUCAACAGGAGUGCAGUCUGUGAUUUCGCAAUUGUCCACACUUUCAGUGCGGCCAAGGGGCGAAACUCCGGACGAGAGAAGAGACAGGAAAAAACUUUUGAAGGAUUAUAAAAGAGAGCGCCGACUUGAGAAAAAAGCCAAUGCUUUAGCAUUUAAAGAAGAGGCAAAGAGACAAGUUAAAAUAAGCAUGAAUAACCGGAAUAAUGUUCAAGGGAAUAAAAUUUUGUAAUUUGUUGUAUUAUUGGCGAUUUUGUUUAAAUAAAGUUAGAGGAAAUCAA
Messenger RNA from Tribolium castaneum (red flour beetle), 1535 nucleotides. RefSeq names its product LTV1 ribosome biogenesis factor (gene LTV1). Bases 152 to 1486 code for a protein of 444 amino acids. The transcript is spliced from 5 exons. The record is from RefSeq and is a predicted model, not a curated record. NCBI's taxonomy places the organism in Eukaryota, Metazoa, Arthropoda, Insecta, Coleoptera, Tenebrionidae. Gene Ontology annotation, cellular component: cytosol; nucleus; preribosome, small subunit precursor. Gene Ontology annotation, biological process: ribosomal small subunit export from nucleus; ribosomal small subunit biogenesis.